UAUCCACCAGAACCGACAAUGCUGCAGGACGAGACAACGCGCUACCAACUGGUCCUGCAGGUGCGUCAAGACGUUUACACGGGCAAGCUGCCCUGCUCCUGGGUAACCCAGGCCCUCCUCGGCUCAUUUUUCGUCCAAUCAGAACUCGGCGACUACGAUCCCGCGGUCCACUCGCCUGGCAUUGACUACCUCAGACAAUUUGAAUUUGUGCGAAAUCCCACUGAGCAGCUGUUGCAGAAGAUCUCUGAGCUUCAUGUUACCCAUAAAGGUAUGAAGCCCGGACAGGCAGACAUCAAGUACUUGGAGACCGCCAAGCGACUGGACCUCUACGGACUGGAUCUUCAUCCAGCGAGAGACAUGGAGAAUGUCGAGAUCUACAUUGGUGUUGGCUACAGCGGCAUCGUCAUUUAUCGGGAUCGCGUUCGUAUUGGGCGCUUCGCGUGGCCCAAGGUCCUGCGGAUAUCUUAUAAGAAAAACUACUUCUACAUCAAGAUUCGUCCUGAUUACACGGAGCCGGAAGAGGCAAUAGUUGGGUUUGUCCUUCUAAAUCCGCAAAUGGCGAAGCGAUUGUGGAAGACAGCGGUAGAGCACCACGCAUUUUUCCGACUCAAGGAGCCACGUGUGGUGAAGAAGGGUCCCCUGCGAUCGCUCUCUGGCUCCCGCUACCAGUACUCGGGGCGAACCUUCUUCCAAUACCGCACCGCCGAGAUCGAUCGUCCCUCGGCAAGCUCUGAAGAGGGUCGGCCGCACCAGACGAGAACCGCCAGCGUUCCUGCAGCUCUUAAUCGAGCUGGGAUUCGCUACAACAGCGUGCAUUCGCUGAACCGAACUCAUCCUCGUGAUAUGUCGCUAGGAAAGGCACAAAGCAGCGACUACUUGGGACCGACAAGACCGGUUCAACAACCAAUCAGAAAUGAGACUCCGGUACCUCGCCAAAUCGAGUCAUCGCGACGCGCUCACCAACCUCGCCAAAUUCCAGCAGUGCGCGCCCAACCGUCUCAGCCAAUCGCAAGGAGGUAUCAUCACGCGCCAUCGCCGAUUUACCACGACAACGACGGCUCGCUCUUCGAUGGUGCGAGCACACGGGGCGACGGAUCUCUUCUUGAAUCAGGUGUCCGCGCCGCAGACUAUGAGGUCCCACGGCAACUAACUGCCAGCCAGUUUUCGUCCUACGCUCAGGAGCAGGAGGAGUUGUCGGUGCUGAGUGGUCUAGACACCAACGGGGACAUCCCAGUGCCCGAGAUCAAUAACGCGGCCUGGUCCACCACGAACUCCUACAACCCCCAACCCUCACCCAACCCCUGGUCUCCGAAACCUGACGACUAUAACAAUGUCCAGCCGAAUCAACAACAAUACGCCAACCUUGGCUACUCAGACGCAAGCCAGGCGCCUCAACGGCCAAGUCGGCGUGCGAUACCCUACGUUCGGCAGGUUAGAUCAAGCCCGGUUUGA
Mesocestoides corti is the source of this 1452-nucleotide messenger RNA. Lineage: Eukaryota; Metazoa; Platyhelminthes; Cestoda; Cyclophyllidea; Mesocestoididae. The record is from the annotation of a GenBank genome assembly.